AUGUCUGAAUAUCUAUGGACAUGCCGCCCAACUAAAAUUCUUCUUCAACUCGAUCCAGACCUUCCAAACGGAACAUACAAAGGGAGAGUCAAGAUUGACUACGAGUUUCAAGAUGAAACAAUUGAGAUCAAAAUCCACGCAUCAAGAGAUUUCCAAUGGACUUCUGUUCGAUUGGCCACUUUUUACGAAUUCAAUGAAGGCUGUCCCGUCUACGCAAGUGUGGACUCGGAAGAUUACGUCCAUGACACCGAUUCGGAAAUCUUGACAAUUCCGUUGGGUUCAAUCCUGAAUCCGGAGAAUACCGCGAACGGGUUUUAUAUCGAUUUAGAAUGGACUGGGCCAAUUGGGCCUCCAGGGUCUUCAGAAGGUUUUUUUGCGGUGGAUGAGACUACUAUGGAGGUCAAUUUGAAGGAUGGAAAUGGGCAUAAUGUGUUUCCAUGCUAUGAAGGAGGAAUUGCAGCGAAGAUGUGGUUGACAGUGAUUACUGAUGAGAGAACUAGAGUUGAGACUAACAUGGACGACGCUGGCCACGAAGAGUUUGAGGGUCGUGUCAAGAAUAACUUCAACAAGGAAGAAGAGCUCACCAUUGAAGAUGUUUACUUCAGAAUUACACCGAUCAUUGAUAUGGAGUGA
Molecule: messenger RNA, 633 nt
Organism: Caenorhabditis remanei
Lineage: Eukaryota; Metazoa; Nematoda; Chromadorea; Rhabditida; Rhabditidae
Exons: 3
Coding region: 1-633 (210 amino acids)
Source: RefSeq, a predicted model, not a curated record